Molecule: messenger RNA, 1836 nt
Organism: Paramuricea clavata
Lineage: Eukaryota; Metazoa; Cnidaria; Anthozoa; Malacalcyonacea; Plexauridae
Source: the annotation of a GenBank genome assembly
GAACUGAUUAUGCGUAAACGUCCACUCAGUGUCACCCUAGCGGUCACCAAGGGUAAAGUCCCACAAUUACUAGCGGAAAAAGACACUACGAAGAAAACUCCGCGUGAUAAAAGAAAUCUCUACCUCGCCAAGGAAGGCGUGAUUAUGCCGGGAACCGAAGCUGCUGCUGGAUUGUCGAAAAGUGAUCUUCAAAAACGACAGAAGGCGGAAGAAGAGAAGAAAGUGAAACUUAAAAUGCCACACUUCAUUGUAUCCAAAACAAGGUGAGGUCAGAGGCGUAGCCACGGGGAGGAGGGAGGGGGUCCGGACCGCCCACUUUUCUUUAGGACAAAUUUUGAGAUUCAAAACUGAGGAGAAAAUCUCUACAGAGUACACGCGUAAAAAUCUCACAUCUUGUAGCAAUUCUGUCAACAAGCCGUCAACAGGCUGUGUUCGUACUGCUUGUCACAAGUUGUCAACAAGUUUGGAAGAAGCUGUUAACAAUUUGUAACAACUUUGUUGAUAUUAUCAGGCUUGUUACAAGGUUGUUCCAACAAGUGCGAUACAGUCAUGAUAUAGCAGUAUUGUUACAACCUUGUGUCGUCAUCCUUGUAACAUUCUUGUUAUAUCAUAACUGUAUAUCAGACUUGUUAGAACAACCUUGUGACAAAUCUGAUGCCAUUAAGCUUACAACAACUGGGAACAAGCAGUGCGAAGACAACUUGUUGCCAGCUUGUGAACAGAUUUGUAACAACUUGUGCGUUUUUACGUGUGUAGCUAUUUGGGGCUGGCUACACCCCUGGGUGAGGUUUAAUUGUUUUGCCACUGGACUAAACUUACCCCAUAUUCAUUCCGUUUCAGGCUAUGUUUCCGUAACCUUCCGUUGCACAUCGACGACAAAAAGCUCUCCGAGGUGCUACGAACCGUGUGCGAUGGUAAACCGAAGACUGUCGGAAAAGUAAGAAUCAUGCGAAACAUGGAAAGAGUGGAUAGCUCAGGGCUCGGUAGAUCAAAAGGGUUUGGAUUUGCCGAAUUCAAGGGCCACGACGACGCAUUGGACGUACUGCGAGCAACGAAUAACAAUCCCGCGAUUUUUGGUGCGGACCGAAGACCCAUUGUUGAAUUUGCUAUCGAAAACAGUUUGAUAUUACAACGCUUAGAACAGCGAAAAACUAAAAACUUGCAAAAAGUUCAGCCCAGGGAAUCGAAUAGCGAGAUGAAGACCGAGAAAAACAAAAGGAAACGCGAAAGGAGUGAAAAUAGGAAACGAAAACGUGUUAGGAAAGAUGAGAAUGCAAAUGAAAGUGUUGAUAAAUCUGUGAAAACGACAGAAACUGUUAGUUCUAAUGUGGAUUCAAGUAACAAAUUAGAGAAAAAUUGGUAUGUUUCUAAAUUUAACGGUUUAAAGAAAAAACAGGGCAGAAACAUGGUAAAGCAGAAAGGAGUAGCGAGUAAAAGUCAAGAUUUCGACCCAAACACGAAAAACAGUGACAAAUUAAAUUCGAGAUCAAAGCACAAGGGAAAGGCUGAUUGGGAAGAGGAGAAAUUUAAUCAAAUCGUGGAGAAAUACAAGACAAAACUAUUUGGGGAAAAUACUAAACAGCUAAAGGCGUCUCGAUGGUUUGACGCCUAAUAUCUAAUGGUAUUUUAGAGUUUAAACACAUAUUGUCGAGCAUAUUGUAAUGAAUCUUUGAAAUAAAAGCACUAGUAAAGCGUGCAGUCCGGUAUCAGAUCUGUUCAGAAACUCAGAAGGGUGUUAAUACUUGCGCAUCAUACUCGCUGGGGCUGGCACGGUUAACCAGGAUGAUUUUUUUAACAAAAGCUCUUAUCACGGCUCUGAUGAACAUCCAAAAUGAC